AGCCUGUCUUUGCGCUCGUCGAUUUUUUUCCUCGCAGAGCUGAAGCCGAGGUCAGGCCUGUCAAUUUGCAAGUCUUACCUGCGCCUUGUCGGACAAAGACGAAGCGUCGAGUGGAACAAUGCAUUGUUUCUGCUGAAGUGCUUUCCGGAUCGAGCGAUCAAUAGAUCGCAGCCGAAAGAACGACCAUGUGGCAAAGCUCCUUCUUUUGAUUAUCUACAGCCUAAGCUGACGUCCGCUACCGAGUCUGCACAUGCACCUCAGUGCGUUGAAGAUGAACAUCGAUACGAUGGGAUCAUAUCAACAAAUUUCUCACAACCAUGAUCCCGAGCAGCCACACACGCCCCACGACCCGGCCUCGCCAUGGAAGCCAGACUACGUCGAUGAGAAGCAAGAUCUGGCUCGACGUACAAUUUCAUACUUCAGAACACACAUCAAUCAGAUCAUGACCGCCGGCUUAGUGGUCCUUACUUUGAUUCAGCUCCUCGCCAUCCAACGCAUGACAACAGCGACCACGACGAUCACCUCUGUCGCUGUCCAGAAUUACACCACGCAUAGAAGCUACGGCGCCGACUGGCGCUACAUGUCGCUGGAAAACAAGUAUGAUGAGUUAUGGAACCACGAACUCGUCGCCGACAACGGCAUCAUCAAUUUGCCGCCUUACGACUCCGGAGGUAAAAGCGUAAAUGGUGAAUUUGGUGCCAUUGCGAUGCUACACGCCUUGCACUGUUUGGGAGGUAUUCGGAAGGCUCUGCAGACUGCGCGCAACGAUGCCAUCACCAAGAAUGGACACGAUAUCGGCCUCGACCCGCGGGCUGACCCACAUUGGCCGCACUGCUUUCACUAUCUCAGGCAGAUGAUUUUGUGCCACGCAGACGACACUAUAGAACGCGGACAUUUCUUCAACGGGACCUUCUCGCCAAGCGCAGACGAUCCUGCAGUCAUCGAAGGAAGCCUCGACAUACGGCAGUGUCGCGACUCAGAGAGGCUAUUCGAGAUGAGACGACAGCACAGUGAUGCGAAUGUUGAUGGUGUACCCAUCGAAUGGUGAAAAUAUCGCUUAUGGAUAUGCAGCAAGGCCUACCAGAUCA
Cercospora beticola is the source of this 1088-nucleotide messenger RNA. RefSeq lists its product as uncharacterized. NCBI's taxonomy places the organism in Eukaryota, Fungi, Ascomycota, Dothideomycetes, Mycosphaerellales, Mycosphaerellaceae. The record is from RefSeq and is a predicted model, not a curated record. Gene Ontology annotation, biological process: mycotoxin biosynthetic process.